Molecule: messenger RNA, 1047 nt
Organism: Candoia aspera
Lineage: Eukaryota; Metazoa; Chordata; Lepidosauria; Squamata; Candoiidae
Product: vomeronasal type-2 receptor 26-like
Exons: 3
Coding region: 1-1041 (346 amino acids)
Biological process (GO): G protein-coupled receptor signaling pathway
Cellular component (GO): plasma membrane
Molecular function (GO): G protein-coupled receptor activity
Source: RefSeq, a predicted model, not a curated record
AUGGAAAAGCUCAACCAGCCACUGCCUCAUUCCCGGUGUGUGGAAAGCUGUCCUCCCGGAUUCAGGAAAGUGGCUCAGGAGGGGAGGCCCAUCUGCUGCUACGACUGUUUUCCUUGUCCAGAAGGAACCAUCUCCACCCAGGAAGAUGCAGAAAAAUGCACCAAAUGUCCAGAAGAUCAACAUCCAAACACCAGUCGUGUUCACUGUAUUCCCAAGACCUUUAAUUGCCUUUCUUAUAAGGAAAAUGUGGGAAUCGUCUUGGCUUCCAUUGCCUUCUUCCUGUCUUUAACUACAGUCUUUGUCUUGGGAACCUUCCUUAAAUUCCUGGAAACACCAAUCGUCAAAGCCAACAACCGGGACAUCUCUUACGUCCUCCUUGCUUCCCUCCUGCUUGCCUUCUUAACCUCCUUCCUGUUCAUUGGCAGUCCAACGAAACCAACCUGCCUUCUGCGACAAACAGCCUUCAGCAUCGUCUUCUCAGCUGCCAUUUCUGCAGUCUUGGCCAAAACAGUCACAGUGGUGUUAGCCUUCUUGGCCACAAAACCAGGGAAUAAAGUGCAGAGGUGGCUGGGGAAGAGCUUGGCCAACUCCAUCAUCCUUUCUUGCUCUGCUGUCCAAGUUGUCAUUUGUAGCAUCUGGUUGGCAACUUUUCCCCCAUUCCCUGACUCUGAUAUGCAUUCCCAGUCUGGAGAGAUCAUCCUGAAAUGCAAUGAAGGCUCAAUUGUCAUGUUUUACAUUGCCCUUGGCUACAUGGGCUUCCUGGCUGCCAUCUGCUUCACAGUGGCUUUCCUGGCCAGGAACCUGCCUGGGGCCUUCAAUGAAGCCAAGCUGAUCACCUUCAGCAUGUUGGUCUUCUGCAGUGUUUGGAUCUCCUUUGUGCCCACCUACCUGAGCACCAAGGGGAAGUCCAUGGUGGCCGUGCAGGUCUUCUCCAUCUUGGCCUCUGGUGCUGGCCUGCUUGGCUUCAUUUUUUUCCCUAAAUGCUACAUUAUUUCCCUAAGACCAGAUCUGAAUACAAAAGAACAUGUGAUGUCAAAAUAAGAGUAA